CAGACCAUGGUUGUCUAUGCUACAGUGGAACAGACUUCCUUCUACAAAAUCUUUUGCAGAGUUUCAAUACGUCAGUAUACAAACGAUUCAUCAAGAAAAUGCUUAGAUCCAAUUCUGGACCAAAAUCAUUUGCAAGACCUCGGCCUUCAGGAGGUAUGUACUCUUCUUCGAAGAAGUCCAAACAAAGGUGUGAGAGACCUUUGUCUCCUGAAGACCUCAACCCUCCCACCAUCUUGAGGGAGCACGGACGAAGGGGUGGGAGACCUUUGUCUAGUGGAGGCACCAACCCUUCUGCCACCAUGAAGGGGCACAGGCAAAGGGGUGAGGGCCCUUUGUCUUGUGCAGAGAACCAGCCUUCUACCACCAGGCAGCGAGAACAAAGGGAGGUGAGCUCCUUGUUCUUCGUUGGCACCAACCCUUCCACCACCAUGAAGGAGCACAAGCAAAAGGGUGAGGGCCCUUUGUCUUGUGCAGACAACAAGGCCUCUACCACCAGGCAGCAGGUACAAAGGGCUGUGAGAUUUUCCUCUUCUGAUGAAGUCAAGACUUUUACUCCAAUGCGGAGACAAGCAUGGAGGAGUGAGAGCUCUAUGUCUUCAUCUUCUGAAGACGACCAGCCUUCUACCACAAGGAGGGAGCAAGAAAAAAGGGCUGAGAGCCCUUCUUCUUCUGAUGAAGUUGAGGCUUUUGUUCCAAUGCGGCUUCAGGCAUGGAGGAGUGAGAGCUCUUCGUCUUCAUCUUCUGAAGAAGACGAGCCUUCUACCAUGAGGAGGCAGCAAGAAAAAAGGGCUGAGAGCCCUUCUUCCUCUUCUGAAGAAGACAAGCCUUCUACCACGUGGAGGCAGCAAGAAAAAAGAGCUGAGAGCCCCUCUUCCUCUUCUGAAGAAGACAAGCCUUCUACUCCGAGGCAACAGCAGCAUGGAAUGGUGAGACCUUUGUCUUCAUCUUCUAAAGACGACCAGCCACCUACCACCAAGCAGCAACAACAAAAGGAUGUGUACUCUUUGUUCUACGUUGGCACCAACCCUUCUACCACCAAGCAACAAGAACGAAAGGAUGUGUACUCUUUGUUCUGCGUUGGCACCAACCCUUCUACCACCAAGCAACAAGAACGAAAGGAUGUGUACUCUUUGUUCUACGUUGGCACCAACCCUUCCACCACCAUGAAGGAACACAGACAAAGGGGUGAGAGCCCUUUGUCUUCCUCUGAAGAAGACAACCGACCUUCUACCACCAGGCAGCAAGAAAGAAGGGCUGAGAUCCCUUCCUCUUCUGAAGAAGAGGAGCCUUCUACUCCAAUGCGGCAGCAAGAAGAAAGGGCUGAGAGCCCUUCUUCCUCUUCUGAUGAAGACGAGGUGUCUACCACCAGGCAGCAAAAACAAAAGGAUGUGAGCUCUUUGUUCUGCGUUGGCACCAAUCCUUCUACCACCAUGAAGGAACACAGGGAAAGUGGUGAGAGCUCUUCGUCUUCCUCUGAAGAAGACGACCAGCCUUCUACCAUGAGCAGGCAGCAAGAAAAAAGGGCUGAGAGCCCUUUGUCUUCCCCUUCUGAAGACGAGCCUUCUUCCAUGAGGAGGCAGGAAGAAAAAAGGGCUGAGAGCCCUUCUUCCUCUUCUGAAGAAGACGAGCCUUCUACCACAGGGAGGCAGCAACAACAAAGUCCUGUGUCCUUCAUAGAGAUCAACCUUUCUACCACCUUCAGUCAGGAUGGACGAAGUGGUGGCAGCCCUUCCUCUACAUCUUCAUCUUAUGAAGACGACGAGCCGGCUAAUAGCUUUUUAUCCAUCCAUCUGAGUGCAAGAGGGAACUUAGGGGAUGCAAGACAAAAUGAGGCAACAGAAAGAGUGAAAAGAGAAAGAGAGAGGUGUGAAAAGAUGAAGAAAAAGCACGAGGAGCAGGAGAGGAAAACUUUUGGUCUGCUUUCAAGGAUUUACAUUUGGUGGCUCAACCGCAAGAUAGACCGCAUUGCUAGAGAAAUCCAAUCAACCGUCGUGGAUGAGCGCAACCUCCUGCGUCACGGUCACCUCAGUAAUUCAAAGAAAAUUUCAGAAAAAGAACGACUGCUUGACCGAAGGACGAAGCUGGUUGUGUACAAACACAGACAAGAAUUUAAGGUGGAGAGGGAAAUGAGGCAGCAAAGACUGAAGAUAAGAGGAAGGAAGAAAAGGUUUUGA
Molecule: messenger RNA, 2174 nt
Organism: Etheostoma spectabile (orangethroat darter)
Lineage: Eukaryota; Metazoa; Chordata; Actinopteri; Perciformes; Percidae
Product: trichohyalin
Exons: 3
Coding region: 99-2174 (691 amino acids)
Source: RefSeq, a predicted model, not a curated record